AUGGAUCUCAACAGCCUGUUCAGCGUCAAGGGCAAAGUCGUCCUCGUCACUGGAGGCGCCAAAGGCAUCGGGCGGAUGAUCGCAGAGGGCUUCGUCACCAACGGCGCAAAGGUCUACCUGACGGGCCGCGACGCCCGUGCCUGCGACUCCGCCGCCGCCGAGCUCACCAAGCUCGGCAGCCAAAGCCAAAGCGGCGGCUCUGCACACUCCCUGCCGGCGAACCUCCAGGAGCUCGCCCAGUGCGAGGCCCUCGCCAAGCGGCUGACGGAGCUCGAGCCCGGCGGCCUGCACGUGCUGGUCAACAACGCCGGCGCGGCGUGGGGCGCCGACAUCGACUCGCACCCGGACCACGCGUGGAACAAGGUGCUCACGCUCAACCUGCACCGCGUCUUCACCCUGACGCAGCUGUGCCUGCCGCUGCUCGAGCGGGCGGGCACGCACGAGGACCCGGCGCGGCUGAUCCACAUCGGCAGCAUCGACGGCAUCCGCGUGCCGACCGUGUCCAACGUCGCCUACGCCGCCAGCAAGGCCGGGCUGCACCACAUGUCGCGCGUCUUGGCCAAGGAGCUGGGGCCGCGGCACGUCACCAGCAACGUGCUCGCGUGCGGGCCGUUUGCCACCAAGAUGAUGCGGGCAACGCUCGAGGCCGCGGGCGACGCGCUGAUGGAGGAGAUGCCGAGGGGCAGGAUCGGGACGCCGCAGGACGUGGCGGGGGCGAGUUUGUUUCUGGCGAGCCGGGCUGGGGCGUUUUGCAAUGGGGCCAUGAUUCGGGUGGACGGGGGGGCGUCUCAUGUAUCGAAGCUGUGA
Trichoderma citrinoviride is the source of this 807-nucleotide messenger RNA. RefSeq names its product NAD(P)-binding protein. The record is from RefSeq and is a predicted model, not a curated record. NCBI's taxonomy places the organism in Eukaryota, Fungi, Ascomycota, Sordariomycetes, Hypocreales, Hypocreaceae. Gene Ontology annotation, molecular function: oxidoreductase activity. The coding region runs from base 1 to 807 and encodes 268 amino acids. The transcript has 4 exons.